AUGUUCGGGCGUCGACGGAGACCCAUUCUCGGCGCCGCCGUCGUCGUCGGCGCAUCCAGGGCAGCCGCCAGGCACGAAGUAGAAAGGCAGGCAGUUAUGGACACCCAGCGCGAGUUGGAGAUACAGCGUGAGGUCGAGCUGCGGAGACGCAAUGAGGAAGAACAGGAACGACGAAUGCAGCGCGCCGUCGAUGAAGCGAUACAGAAGGCGGCCGUUGAAAACCCAGCUCCUCAGCACAGCGCCGCUGCACUUGCACCACCACCGCCACAGCAGUAUUACAGCACCCCAUCACCGAUACCAGUUCAAGCACAGGACGUGGGGCUCCUGGCGGCAAUGCCAGGGCAACCCUACGCACCUGGUACAAACGUAUCGCCCAGCAUCCAGCCGGAGCAACUCAUGCCGUCUCCUCCACGGCCGCCGGCAUACUCGCCACGAUCUCUGGGCAACAACUAA
Messenger RNA from Fusarium keratoplasticum, 453 nucleotides. RefSeq lists its product as uncharacterized. The transcript is spliced from 2 exons. Lineage: Eukaryota; Fungi; Ascomycota; Sordariomycetes; Hypocreales; Nectriaceae. Bases 1 to 453 code for a protein of 150 amino acids. The record is from RefSeq and is a predicted model, not a curated record.